Molecule: messenger RNA, 690 nt
Organism: Triticum turgidum subsp. durum (durum wheat)
Lineage: Eukaryota; Viridiplantae; Streptophyta; Magnoliopsida; Poales; Poaceae
Source: the annotation of a GenBank genome assembly
AUGGCUUCUGUCGUCGAUUGCAAGGGCAAGGAAAUCGCGCCGGCCAGCCUCCUCAAGUCCGGUACUCCCGUGGCCUACUGCUUGGUCGACUCCCCCGCCGUCACCGCCGCCCGCCGCCCAUACAACACCCAGGCCAAGGAGGUCAGCCGCUACGACAACGACGACGACUACAGCGCCCGUGACCUCGUCACCCCCAGCUUCUUCUUGCAGGACGUGCUCGACCCGCUUGGCGCGCUGACCAGCAUGGCCUGUCUGCUGUCUCUGAUGGAGGACGUCGCAACUCAGACCGGCGGCCUCUCCUCCACUGCUGGGGCUGGGGUGUCGCGGCUCGGACGGUGGGUGGCCAAGGAGGACGACGACGCGGUGUACCUCAAGGUGUCGAUGCCGGGGCUGACCAAGGAGCACGUGGAGGACGGCGAUGACGACUCCGCGGUGCCGAGGUACAACCGCCGCAUCCAGGUGCCCGCUCCUGACGCAUACAAGAUGGACAAGAUCAAGGCCGAGAUGAAGAAUGGCCUGCUCUGGGUCACCCUGCUCAAGGUCAAGGAGGAGGAACGCAAGGACGUCUUCCACGUCAAGCGCCGCUCCGGCGCCUUCUCCUCCGAGAUCUGGUUUCACGAGAAACGUCUCAUCCUCGGCACCUUCGACACGCCAGAGGAGGUGGCCCCCGCGCAUGACGCGGCGGUGUAG